CUUUUACCCGACGUUCUAUUUUCCACCGUCUCUGGACAUGUUGAGGCCUCAUUUUCUGCGGCCGCUAUCGCGAGGCCUACACCAGGGUGUUCCUAUACUCAGAAGCUCAGCAGCUUCCACAGGUUGUAGAGGGUUGGCUACCGUUGUUGCCGAGGAGAAGGAUCCUGUCGAACUCGAUCAGAUUACCACUCUUCCGAAUGGCAUCCGGGUCGCGACUGAGGCCCUCCCAGGUCACUUCUCUGGUGUUGGAGUCUACGUCGAUGCGGGUUCCAGAUAUGAGAACGAUGCGCUGCGGGGCGUCAGCCAUAUUAUAGACCGGCUGGCAUUUAAGUCGACGAAGCAAACGGCCGGGGAUGAGAUGAUAGAGAAAAUGGAGUCAUUGGGCGGGAACAUUCAAUGUGCCUCAUCUCGCGAAUCGCUGAUGUAUCAAUCGGCGACGUUCAACUCCGCAGUCCCAACAACAAUUGGUCUUCUGGCCGAAACAAUCCGCGACCCCCUCAUCACGGAGGACGAGGUGCAGCAACAGCUCGAGACAGCAGACUACGAGAUUGGGGAAAUCUGGUCCAAGCCAGAGUUGAUAUUACCGGAGCUUGUACACAUGGCAGCAUACAAGGACAACACCUUGGGCAACCCAUUACUUUGUCCCAAAGAGAGGUUACCAUUCAUCAACCGUGCGGUAGUGGAGGCGUACAGGAAAGAAUUCUACAAGCCGGAAAGGAUAGUGGUAGCAUUUGCUGGCGUAAACCACGACGAGGCAGUACAGCUAUCACAACAAUAUUUCGGCGACAUGCAGAAAGGAGCUGGACCCUCGCUGAUCGGCGUCGGCGAAGACAGCAUAAUUUCAAGCACCAUGCCCUCACAACAAUCCUUCACAGCCCAACACCCAACACCCACCGGCGCACCACCGCAGACCUCUAAACUCCUCUCCAAAAUCCCCUUCUUCAAAAAUAUCUCAACAUCCGCGACUUCCAACGCUUCCGUAAAUACCUCCUUUAACCCCUCUCUAGACUACCCACCAAUUGACUUCUCUGCACCGUCCCACUACACCGGCGGCUUCCUUACCCUCCCUCCAAUCCCACCCCCCCUCAACCCCGCCCUCCCCCGCCUCUCACACAUCCACCUCGCUUUCGAAGCCCUCCCCAUCUCCUCCCCCGACAUCUACUCUCUCGCAACCCUACAAACCCUGCUCGGAGGUGGCGGCUCAUUCAGCGCCGGCGGGCCCGGCAAAGGCAUGUACUCCCGACUCUACACCAACGUGCUGAACCAGCACGGUUGGGUCGAAUCCUGCAUAGCCUUCAACCACUCAUACACCGACUCCGGCCUCUUCGGCAUCGCAGCAUCCUGUACCCCCAGCCAAGUCGCCCAGAUGCUAGAAGUCAUGUGUCGCGAACUCAGCGCACUCGGGCAAGAAACUGGAUACUCAGCUCUCAAAGACGGUGAAGUGCAACGCGCAAAAAACCAGCUUCGAUCGAGCCUGCUGAUGAAUCUUGAGAGUCGCAUGGUGGAGUUGGAGGAUCUGGGGCGACAGGUGCAGGUUCAUGGAAGGAAAGUUGGAGUUAAGGAGAUGUGCAGGAAUAUCGAGCAGGUUACUAUUCAGGAUCUACGGCGCGUGGCGAAGCAGGUUUUUGGGGGUGAGAUUGUAAAUGCGGGGUGUGGGAGUGGGGCGCCGACAGUGGUGCUGCAGGAAGGGGAGCAGGAGGGGCUGAUGAGGAAAGAGUUUUCGUGGGAGGAUAUUCAGGGUAGGAUUGCGAGGUGGAAGCUGGGGAGGAGGUGAGGGAAUGGGGAUGUGGGGGCAGGCGUAUGAUUGUCGCGUAUGAACGGAUCAUAGAUGGAGGACCUUGUAUUUAUAGAAUGGAGUUUGGAAUGGGUGGAUGUUUGAAUGGAAUGGGUUAAGGAACCUGGUUUUAGACCCGGGGAAAUUGUACGUUGUGGGUGGAUACAGUAAUGUGACAAUUACGCUCUUC
This is a messenger RNA of Lindgomyces ingoldianus, 1964 nucleotides long. RefSeq lists its product as uncharacterized. Lineage: Eukaryota; Fungi; Ascomycota; Dothideomycetes; Pleosporales; Lindgomycetaceae. Bases 38 to 1774 code for a protein of 578 amino acids. Gene Ontology annotation, molecular function: metalloendopeptidase activity; metal ion binding. Gene Ontology annotation, cellular component: mitochondrion. The record is from RefSeq and is a predicted model, not a curated record. The transcript has 2 exons.